CACCGCUAAGCUACGGGAGGGGGGGAACCAAACUGGCGAGAGGCGAGUAUGGAGUAUUUCAUGGUACCAGCUCAGAAGGUGCCCUCUUUGCAACAUUUCAGGAAAACGGAGAAAGAAGUGAUUGGAGGUCUUUGCAGUCUGGCCAACAUUCCUUUGACCCCAGAAACAGCCCGAGACCAAGAGAGGCGAAUUCGCAGAGAGAUUGCCAACAGCAACGAGCGUCGGCGUAUGCAGAGCAUCAAUGCUGGAUUCCAGUCACUUAAAACACUCAUCCCACACAGCGAUGGAGAGAAGCUCAGUAAGGCUGCCAUCUUGCAACAAACAGCAGAGUACAUUUUUACUUUGGAGCAGGAGAAGACGCGGCUAUUGCAGCAGAACAGUCAGCUCAAACGAAUCAUACAAGAGUUAAGUGGUUCUUCCCCUAAGAGGAGGCGUGCAGAGGAGAAAGAUGAAGGCAUUGGCUCACCAGACAUCCUGGAGGAGGAGAAGUCUGAUGACUUGAGGAGGGAGAUGAUUGAGUUAAGGCAGCAGUUGGAGAAAGAGCGCUCGGUCAGGAUGAUCCUGGAAGAUCAGUUGCGUUCCCUGGAUGCCCAGUUGUACCCAGAGAAACUGAAGUCGAUAACCCAGCAGGUCCAGGAAGAGCAGGCCCCAACACAGGGCCUUGUUCAUCUGCAGCAGCACAAGCAGCUGGAGAGGGACCUUACUCCAGCUCACAGCCCACAGGUGUUGGCCCCUGCUACGCCCCCUGCGCCUACACACCAUGCUACGGUCAUCGUACCUGCACCUGUCCAGCCCCCCCUACCACAUCAUGUCACUGUGGUAACCAUGGGCCCGACAUCUGUUAUCAAUACAGUGUCCACAUCUCGACAGAACCUGGACACCAUUGUUCAAGCAAUCCAGCACAUCGAGGGCACCCAGGGGAAGGGUUGCGUCGGCGAGGACGAGCAACGGAGGGCGGUCAUCGUCACUUCAGGGCGUGUCCUCUCUGAGGCAGCGGGCUCAGACACAGCCUCAAACAGCGACGGGCCUGAUGACUGUUCACUGCCCUGAGUUCAUCCCUGACGUCUUGCACGCCGUAUACUUGCGUACACGCACACACUUACACACACGAAAGGCCCAAGCUAACUAGGGCUAGGAGAGGCUACAAACCCACAGCACUUUUGUUCAGUGGACAAUAGGGCUGGUAGACCGAUUGAAGCACUCGUUUUAUUUCUCUUCAGUACACACUCGUGUUGUACCGCGAUAGGCAGCCUGAAUAGGUUUACACUUAGACACUCAUACAUGCAGUCUCUUCUGUGUCUUUUCUCUGCUUAUAUCUUGCCCCCAGGUCUCACUCACACAAACUCAUGUUUAUUAAUCUAUAGAAAGGUUAUUACAGCGACUACUGAUCUAUAACUGUCUGUCAUAGUUGAUACUAUAAUUUCAUGUCUGCUCAACAUCACCCUUAUUGAGCCAGGAUGGUUGUCUUUAUUCGGCCCUGAAGCCACACAACUGGUCCACAAAACAGGAGGCAAAGUCAGUGAAGAGCCCAGCAGUGUGGCGUCAUCACCACCCAACACCAGAGUAUUUCCGAUUAAGAUAAACAUACUUUAAACCUCCUCCUCUGGGCUUCUUGGAGAGACACUGUGAGCUAACAGGACUGUCUCGCCUUUUUUCAGGCUGCUGGAUGAAAGAAUGUUAUUUCACUCUUAUUUCAUAUUUUGUUUCUUUAAGGCUCCCUCAGCCAGCAAGUUAAAGUGAUUUGUACUGGGGAAAAGAAACAAAAAAAGCACCACAACAACAGAAAUUUAAAAGCUUGUUUUCAUGGCUGACUGGCGCUCACAGGAAAUGAAGCAAAGCUCGGGAGGAAAGAGUGGGUUUACUGCUUCACAACUCUAUUCUUUUGUUUUGUUUGUUUGUUGCCAUUUUUUACUGGGCUGGGUUCCCAGUAAUCCCAUAUAUGUAUUUGGCAUGUUUCACUCAUGACCUGACAAAAAAAAAAAUCAGUGCUUUGACAUUUCUUUAUUCCCUCCCCUCUUGAAUACAAAAGCACCUGGCUUGUUAAAUAAGCAAAUCUGUGGGCACUCCUGAGUGAUUUCCACGGGGGUGUGUGUGUGUGUGUGUGUCCCUUUUCAGCAGGGCUUAGCGGUGUCCCAGACUCUGGCAGUCUGCAACAGCACUGCUUUUGCCUUGAAAUGAAGUCGCACAGCACUCGCACAUACAAAUACAACUGACAUACAAUCACUCAUUUGCUCAAUCUCAAGGGCUGGUUUUAUUGAGCCCUAAAAGUGUAGUUUAUUGUCCAAAUGUUAGGACAUCUUAUCAAAUAGAAAGAAAAUGCCCUGUGAGAUAGUUUGAAUGUGCCACGGAGGUGACUGGGUUGGCCCCACAUGCUCUAUGCAUUUCCUUACAUAGAUAAUUUUUGUCCUUUUUGUGUGCUCUUUUCGUUAGUGUACCAUGCUAUAUACAUGUUUUGUUUAGCUCAUACUUUAAAAUGCGGUUUUCCACCUGGACCUGUUUGUUGACAGACAUACAUUAAGACAUGUAGCUGAGAGAGGCAGCAGCUAGCCUUACUAAAAGCCUGGAGGUGCAGGGUGGCACUGUGAAGCCAGCCUUAACACAGCCCUGGGGUCUGAGAGACGUACCUCAACACUUGAUCUGGGCUGUUUGUUUGGUGGCCAGUGGAAUCCUAUUUUUCCAAACAGUCCCGUAAACACACAGAGUGUGUUAGAACAUAUAUUCCCAGUCAUUGUCUAUUUCACUUAUGUUUGUUUAUUUUUUAAUAUUAGCCUAAAAAUUGAACAGGUUGCUGGAAUACUAAUUACAUUCAAGCACUCCUAAUAUUCCCCCCCCCAAAGUAUUCAAAAUGAAUGCCGACUUAAGGUUGAUUUACAUGUAGAUUUGAACAGUUUGGCCCCUUCGUGUGCACUAUUAAAGCCAGAUGUGUGUGUGUGUGUGUCUGGAGGGAGGGGCUUCCACAAUGAAAUGUUGACAUUCCAUAAAGUUUAACUCAUCUCUUCAGGUUACUUUUUUUUUUUUCAAGUUAAACCUGGUUUAAAUAGAGAUUACAUUUAGAGCUUUUGACACAUCACUGCUAUUUUAUAUUAUUUUUAUAAAUACAUUUAGUGACAAACUCAUUAGAAUCUCCUGCAUCAAUGCAUAGAUGGAGCUUUGAACUGCUGGACAGAUACUGUGUUCAAUUGAACACACCUCAUCUAUCAUGAUUUAUGUCAUGGAAUUGCCCUUUAAACAAAUAUCGAUGUCAGCUGCACUGAAAUGAGUGACGUCAAAUUAAAUCAUGGGACCUUUUCCCUAAUACUCGUCACUAUAGGAAGGGGAUUCCUGGAUAUUGAAAAUGUGGUUUGCAAGCUCUGCUUUUUGUAGAGCCCUUUCUUUUUCCUCUGAGUAUCUGCAUUUGAUAGUUUUCUGCUGAAUCCCAGAACUGUUUCAUUGCCGUCUGUGUUUUACAGUCUGUUCUGUGUGUUAGGAAUCAUUACGUGGACAUAUCAAAUUGUCAGAUGAGUGGGGUGGGCCUGGGGUUCAUUAAAUGGGGUCAGGAUUGCAAAGCACUUACUGUAAUAUAUUGGAGUACGCCUGUUUCUUGUUUAUAAAGGGGCAUCUCCUCAGCUGAAGCUCUUGAGGGUUAUGAGUGAAAACCGCACAGCUGUGUAUCUCCCUUUUCCUCCAUGUCCGGUCCUCCUACAUCUUGUCCUGUUUGCCCCUUGCAUCUUCUUCUUGUUUUCUUGUUUUAUGCUGUCUUUGUUUGUCUAUUGUCAGUAUCUCUUGUCCCCCAUCACAUUUUGAAGCUCCCUCCUCUUCCUGUCCUUACGUCUGUAUCUUUUUGUGUUAGACCUGUUGGUGCAUAUAUGGUCAUCGAGAAGCUAUUUUCUUUUGUUGUUGUUUUUUUUUUAAAGAGGAAUGUUUUGGGGAUAAAGAGGCUUGUGCCUUUGUAAAGACAGAAUAAUAAAGUUUGUACUUUGUUUUUUAA
Messenger RNA from Micropterus dolomieu (smallmouth bass), 3967 nucleotides. RefSeq names its product transcription factor AP-4 (activating enhancer binding protein 4) (gene tfap4). The record is from RefSeq and is a predicted model, not a curated record. Lineage: Eukaryota; Metazoa; Chordata; Actinopteri; Centrarchiformes; Centrarchidae. The transcript has 8 exons. Gene Ontology annotation, biological process: regulation of transcription by RNA polymerase II. The coding region runs from base 49 to 1050 and encodes 333 amino acids. Gene Ontology annotation, cellular component: nucleus. Gene Ontology annotation, molecular function: protein dimerization activity; DNA-binding transcription factor activity, RNA polymerase II-specific; RNA polymerase II cis-regulatory region sequence-specific DNA binding.